Triticum turgidum subsp. durum (durum wheat) is the source of this 1515-nucleotide messenger RNA. Lineage: Eukaryota; Viridiplantae; Streptophyta; Magnoliopsida; Poales; Poaceae. The record is from the annotation of a GenBank genome assembly.
AUGGAUGAGCAAGAUCACGACGGGCUGCGACAUCAUGAGGCGGCGGCAGAGUCGUCGGUGCCGUUGCUGGAGAAGAAGGCCCGCGGCGUGUUGUGCGUGGAGGGGUGCCCCGGGUGCGCGAUUGACCGGAGGAAGGCGGAGAACCCGGGCAUCCCCUACAGCAGCUUCCUGUACGUAUGGGUCAUCACCCUAAGCACCGCUUUACCAAUAUCUUCACUGUUCCCCUACUUGUACUUCAUGAUAAGAGACUUGCAUGUUGCAAAAAGAACAGAAGAUAUUGGGUUCUAUGCUGGGUUUGUAGGUGCUUCUUUUAUGUUCGGAAGAUUUUUGACUGCGACUAUUUGGGGAAUAGCAGCAGACCGUAUUGGGAGGAAGCCAGUUAUUCUGUUCAGCGUUUUCUCCGUGGUAGUAUUUAAUACUUUGUUUGGGCUUAGUGUCACCUAUUGGAUGGCGAUAGCUACAAGGUUUCUCAUGGGUGCUUUGAAUGGCUUACUCGGACCAAUAAAGGCUUAUUCUAUUGAAGUUUGCCGACCCGAACAUGAAGCUCUAGCACUAUCACUUGUUAGCACAUCAUGGGCAAUAGGUCUCAUCAUUGGUCCUGCUCUUGGAGGCUACCUUGCACUGCCUGCAGAAAAGUAUCCAAAUAUCUUUUCGCCUGACUCAUUCUUUGGAAGGUUCCCGUACUUCUUACCAUGCUUAUGCACAUCAGUCUUUGCUGCCGUUGUUCUGAUAGGCUGCCUAUGGAUGCCGGAAACAUUACACAAGCAUAAAGCCAGUGUAAAUGGCAAACAAAGUGUUGAAGCUGUGGAGGCCCAUCUGAUUGAUCCGCAAGAAAAGGUCGAAGAAAGUGCUAGUGUAGAUACCAAGAAGAGCUUAUUCAAGAAUUGGCCAUUGAUGUCUUCCAUAAUUGUUUAUUGUAUCUUCUCCUAUCAUGACAUGGCCUAUACAGAGGUGUUCUCUCUAUGGGCUGAAAGUGACAAGAAGUAUGGUGGACUGGGUUUAUCGUCCGUAGAUGUAGGCCAAACGCUCGGAAUAACAGGUGGCAGUUUGCUUGUGUAUCAAAUGUUCAUAUACCCACGCAUCAAUAAAGUUCUUGGACCGAUCAAAUGUUGUCAAAUCGCAGCCGCUUUGUGCAUACCUAUUCUAUUCACCUACCCCUAUAUGACAUACCUGUCAGGACCUGCAUUAUCAAUCAUUCUGACUAUUGCAUCAGUUUUAAAAAAUGAUAUUGCUGCUACCAUCAUUACAGGCAUCUUCAUCCUUCAAAACAACGCUGUGUCUCAGGACCAAAGAGGAGCAGCAAAUGGAUUAGCCAUGACUGCAAUGUCCCUUUUCAAGGCAGUUGCUCCUGCAGGCGCCGGCAUUGUGUUCUCAUGGGCGCAGACACGCCAACAUACUUUCUUCCUUCCAGGUGAUCAUAUGGUGUUCUUUCUGCUGAACAUGAUAGAGCUCCUUGGACUUGUCCUCACGUUCAAACCCUUCCUCGCCGUGCCAGAGCACAACGAUAGAAACUAG